Molecule: messenger RNA, 2946 nt
Organism: Thamnophis elegans (Western terrestrial garter snake)
Lineage: Eukaryota; Metazoa; Chordata; Lepidosauria; Squamata; Natricidae
Product: sphingomyelin phosphodiesterase 5-like
Exons: 7
Coding region: 90-1622 (510 amino acids)
Biological process (GO): sphingomyelin metabolic process
Cellular component (GO): extracellular region; cytoplasm
Molecular function (GO): sphingomyelin phosphodiesterase activity
Source: RefSeq, a predicted model, not a curated record
CCCGCCGCCCGGCAGCCCAGCGCAGCGGAGGCGUCCGCGGCAGCAUCGCCAGGCACCCCGGCCGGGAGUCGCCCCGCCGCCCUCCUGCCAUGGGCCUCCGGGAGUCGCCCUACUCCAGCCGCGUCCUGGGGGGCCUGGACACCACCGCGAGGGCCCUGCUGUUCCCCGGCUACUGGUUAGCGAGCCAAGUGCUGGCCCUGCAGCGGUGCACGGGGGAGAAGGCCGGCUGCGCGCCGCACGGGCUGGAGGUGGCCGUCCGGGGACCGCUCCUGCUGCUGCUGCUGCUUCUCUACAGCCCCGUUUCGCUCCUGGCGCUCCUGCUCUGGCUGCCCCUGCAGGCGGCCCGGCGGCCCUUCGCCUACCAGCACACGCCCGGCCGAGCCCCUCCGGAGGCCUGGGCACUUCCUGGCCCGGCCAGGACCCUCGGCUUCCUCAGCGCCAACCUCUGCCUGCUCCCCGAGGGGCUGGCCAAAUUCAGCAACCUCUGGCGGACCCAAUGGCGGGCCAGGCACAUCGGCCAGAGCCUGGCGCGAGCAGCACAACGCUCCACGCCCCACUGCCCCUCUGCUGCCCCCAACGGCCUGCCAAUCCCACAGGGGCUGCUGGGCCCCCCUGCCAGUGUCCUGAGCCCCCCACGGGGCGACGCUGUGGUGACCGUGGAACUGCCCCUCAUAGAGGCGGUGGGGGCCGUGGCAGGGGUGUCCAGCAGUCCCCGGGAGAUCUCCGUCUGCUUCCCGCCAAACCUGGACAUCCUCUGCCUGCAGGAGGUCUUUGACCCCCGGGCCUCUGCCCAGCUGUGCCGGUUCCUGGGCCCCCAGUUCGAGCACAUCAUCUAUGAUGUGGGCACCUACGGCCUGCAGGGCUGCUCCGCUCUGAAGCUGCUGAACAGCGGGCUCUUCCUGGCCAGCCGCUACCCCCUCUUGGCCGUGGAGUUCCACUGUUACCCCAACGCCGCUGGCGAGGAUGCCCUGAGUGCGAAGGGCCUGCUGUGUGUGCAGGUGCAGCUGGCAGCUUGCCAAGGGCGAAGGGUCGUUGGAUACCUGAACUGCACCCACCUGCAGGCCCCCGAAGCCGACGGGCCCAUCCGGAACGAGCAGCUGAGCCUCUCCCUGCUCUGGGCGCAGCUCUUCCAAGACAGGCAUGCGCAGCCGGGGGACGUGGUGGCCUUCGACAUCUUCUGUGGGGACCUCAAUUUCGACACCUGCUCUCCAGGUGACGCGAUGGAGCAAGGCCACAAGAUCUUCAGCCACUACACCGACCCCUGCCGCCUUGGUCCUCGCCAGGAUAAGCCCUGGGCCAUCGGGACGCUGUUGAAUUCGCUGCACAUCUACGACGAAGCCGUGGCCACCCCAGAGAACCUGAAGAGAACUCUGGAGAAUCCAGAGGAGCGCAGGAAGUAUUUGGCAGGCCCCCUCCAGCCCGAUGGCAGCGCCAACUUCUCCGCAACCUGGUCUGAAGGACGGCGCAUUGAUUACAUUCUUUACCGGCAACACUCGGGCCCGGAGCACCUGAAGACCACGGUGGAGAAAGUCUUCUUCUUCACCCAACUGGCCACCUGCUCGGACCACUUGCCUGUAGGACUGCAACUCCGUGUGUCUUCGGAGGUGGAGCCGGAAGAGUGACUGGGCAGCCCCAGCAUGGAAGCCCCCACCGCCACCUGCAGCUGGACGGAUGAGCCAGGCAUGGGGAGCUGUCCGGGGCCCCUCCCUGGAGCUGGAGCGAGAGAGAGCCGAGCCAGGGACGCUGUGACGGCCCAGGGCUGUCAGGGGAGCCCUUCAGAGUUGCAGGUGCUGGAGAAGUCACCGACUCCAGGCUCUGCAGAGGGUGGACGAGAGCUGGUCAGGGGGGACCGUCGGGGCGAUUCCGAGUUCUCAGCCCAAGUGCCAGGACCUCUUGACCAGCCUCUCCUCUCGGCCCUCCUUGGAAGGACUGCAUGAAAAGAGACCCAAGGUCAGGCUGGGGGGCGGAUACGGGGUGGGGAGAGUGGGCGAUGGCCCCCGUGGCCCGUUCUGUACCUGGGCGAGGUUGGCUGUUGAAGGGCCGGUGCAGAGUUUGGGCUGGGGAACCGGAACUCAUCGGUUCCAUAUUUUCUUCACAAGCUGCAUCCUGAGUUUCAUAACUAUUUACCCAAACAUUGUCAGCCUCCCAAGAUAAAAAUCUGCACCCGCAGAUUACACAUCCUGCAUCAGGCAUGUAUAGAACUGAAUCUUUCAGUUCAACUUGGAUUGUUUCCAAGAAAUAGAAAGCCUGAAGCCUGAAGCUUUGGAGCAGAGCUGCCCUGGGCUCUUCUUCAUCUGUGGCCCCUUCCGGCCGGGUGGGGACGCCUUCCUUGAGCUCUCGGGGCCCCAAAGCGACCAAAUGUCAGUGGGGGUUGGGGGCGGCCCUCCCCCUCCGUCCCUUGUGUGCAGGAAGGCGCUUCCUGGUGCCGAUGACUGUAGGGAUCUUUGCUCAACCACUUGAGUAAACAUCUUUGUGAUUGACUGCUUGGCACAAAAGGCCGGUCUCUUGUGGGAAAGGGUGCAGCACCCAGGCUAGUGGUGGGGAGGGGGCUUUUUCCACUCUCAGUGCUUAGAAAGCCUGCAGGAUUUGAUACAGCCCCCCCCCUGCCCCCCAGGCGUUCAAGCUAAGGGCAGAAACUCAGAGAGGGGAGAUGCAAACUUUCUAGAAGAACGAAAGAUCUCUGCCUCCUCCUCAGACCUGCAAGGGGUGGGAAGAGUUCCAGAGUUUUCCUCUUUCUUUUGCUUCGCGCUCUGCUCUGCUGGUUUUUGGGGCUUUUGGGAACUCUUGAGCGCUGCCCCCACUUUCUUCCUGCCCGACAGGAUCUCUCCCAGGUUGCCUUCCCCCCACUGAAAUCCACAGCCCAGGAAUUGCAGGAGCAAUAGCAAUAGCAGUAGACUUAUAUACCGCUUCAUAGGCCUUUCAGGCCUCUCUAAGCGGUUUACAGAG